AUGCCGAAAUCAAAACGUGAAGUGGAAGUGUCUUUAACCCGAGUAAAAAAAAAGACGAAAGAGCAGAAAAUAAAGUUAGUUGAUGAAAUACGAAAAUGUGUCGAUACAUUCGAGAAUUUAUUUGUUUUUGGAAUUGAGAAUAUGCGUUCAGUGAAGUUCGUUGAAAUUCGGCAAAAAUAUAAAAAUAACUCACGUUUCUUUUAUGGUAAAAAUAAUGUUAUGGCGAUAGCGCUGGGCAAAACUCCAUCCACAGAAUAUGCCCAUGAAUUGAAUAAGGUCAGUGGCUUGCUGAAAGGAGAAUGUGGUUUGAUGUUUACAAACGAAAAUCGAAAAGCAAUAGAAAAAUAUUUCAAUGAGUUGUAUAUAUCGGAUUUUGCUCGGUGUGGUCAAAUUGCAGUUAGUACGAUUGAAUUAAAUGAGGGACCGCUAGUGCAGUUUCCGUUUUCUCUAGAACCACAACUCAGGAAGCUUGGCUUGCCAACCAAAUUGGAGAAAGGUGUGGUGACGCUGAUAUCUCAUUACGUUAUUUGCAAGGCGGGUGAAAAAUUAACAGCCGAUCAGUGCAGGUUAUUAAAGUUUCUUGAUUACAAGAUGUCAACAUUUCAUGUAAAACUUUCUGCUCAUUGGUCUAAACACAAAGGCUUCGUCUACAUUACCUAA
Cercopithifilaria johnstoni is the source of this 660-nucleotide messenger RNA. Lineage: Eukaryota; Metazoa; Nematoda; Chromadorea; Rhabditida; Onchocercidae. The record is from the annotation of a GenBank genome assembly.